AAAUCCUUAAUAAACUUGUUGAAAUUCCCCGGUUCUGAUAAUUACAGGUAUCCUAUGCCUCCCUCGAAGAAAAGCAAAGGUAAAAGCAAGUCAGGCGAGUUAACUCAGCCGGCUGUUUCAACUCCCAAAAUUCCGGCGUGCAUCCGCGCCAUUCCUCCGUCGUCCGUCGCCAUCACGAUCCACGCGAAGCCAGGGUCCAAAAUCGCCACCGUCACUGACUUGGAUGACGAUGCAGUUGGUGUUCAAAUAGACGCACCUGCUAAAGAUGGUGAAGCUAAUGCUGCCCUAAUCGAUUAUAUAAGCUCCGUUGUUGGGGUCAAAAGAAGACAAGUUUCUAUAGGUUCUGGUUCGAAAUCCAGGGAUAAGGUCCUCAUUGUGGAGGAUGUUACUUUACAGGGAGUUUUUGAUGCUCUCGCCAAAGUUUUGAAAGAUUAGUAACAGACCAAUGGUAUCUUCACGUGGUAUUGACGCUGAUCAAAGGAAAAGAAUUUACAGGGGAGAGCUCGAGAUUCCUGACUCUGAUCGUGUAAAUAGGUGCCUAAAUGUGCAAGUACAUUUUAUUACCUACUACUAUUUUGUGUUGGUCUGUAGUGCUGUGAAUUUCAACUGAUGUUGCCAGAUUCGGCUUCUCCAUCUUUGCAUUUAAAAAGUUCAUGUCAUUUGCUGGA
Molecule: messenger RNA, 668 nt
Organism: Nicotiana tabacum (common tobacco)
Lineage: Eukaryota; Viridiplantae; Streptophyta; Magnoliopsida; Solanales; Solanaceae
Source: RefSeq, a predicted model, not a curated record